CUGCAAAAACGUCUUCAAGUAUCGGUCACAGGUCGAUGUGGCAAGGAAAAUGGGGCGACACAAAGAUAUUUAAUUAAUUAUGGCUUGUUUUCUGGGAGCCACAAGGGUCAAGGGGAUGCUCCAACUUAAUCAGUAACUAGUAUUUGUUUUCCAUCCAAACAAUCUUAUAAUACUGAAGAGCGCUCGACAACCCUGUCCAUAAAUCAGUGGACAUAGCCACCUACAUGGGCACCACGUAGGUACGCCGCCAAUGUGGAUUAACCAUGGCAACCUGGAGCUCUUGUUACAUCGAUGAAACCAGUCACAACACAGCCGGUCAGCACAGGGAGUAGAGAACAUUCCAUUGCUGACUAUGCCCCUUCUGGAGGCGCCUGCUGAGUAUCUGGAGUCCUCGCCAGAGCAUUCGCUGCAGGCGGAGCUGCCACUUCUGUUAGCAGCCCCAGCGGGACCGGCGGCCCUGGCCCAAGUGCGUCUACCUCCCCCCGAUGUGCCGCUUCACCUGCAGCAUCAUCAGCAGCAGACCCAUCAGCAGCCACCACAGAUCCAUCGACGGCAGCUGGCUCGCCGGAAUUCGUUUGAUCGGGAUGUGGCCACUGCCGAGGAAACGCAACAUUUCCCGGCCUUUGUGCACCUGCUGCCCGUUGUGCUGCCCCAGCAGGCCCCGGAGCCGACCCUGGAUGAGCUCCUGCGGAGAGUAACGCAGCGAACGGACCUGGAGGCGGUGGAAACGGUGCGUCUCAGGGUGAUCUCCUACACGAUCAGUCUGUCCCGGCUGUCGCUCUUCCUGCCACGACUCCAGGACCUGGACCUGAGCGGCAGUGUGCUGAGCUCCCUGCGGGACUUGGGCUACGGGCUGCUGCAGCUGACCCACUUGAAUAUCAGCAACUGCGGCCUCAACAGCUUCGACGGCACCAGCGGCCUGCCCGCCAUCAGGGUCCUAAUAGCCGACGGCAAUAUGAUCCAGCGUGUGGAUCCCCUGGUCGAGCUGGCCCAGCUGCGGGUGCUUAGGGCUCGCAACAAUCGGAUCAGCGAGCUGGGCCUGCUCUCGUUCCUGGGCAUGUGUCCGCUGCUCGCAGAGGUGGAGUUGCUGGGGAAUCCAGUCUGUCGCCUGCCCCUCUAUCGCGACAUGCUCAGGCGCAGCGUGUCCACACUGCAGCUACUGGACGGGAACACGCUCAACACGGCAGCGGACGUGGACGUUCCAUCCCAAAUGGUGGAAAACAACGAUGAGGCCCUGUCCUCGCUCUCCAGUGAGGCAUCCGCGGGGAGCAAUGAGUCAUCGACACCAGCUCCGCAUCUGGGCCGUCCGGCUACGGCUCCAGCACCUGCACAGCUCUCGCUCAACGCCAGCAUGCGGCGGCAGCUAUCAGCGACAUCCACUUCCACUCCGGUGGCUGGCUCGGUCUUGGGUCUGGUGCGACAACGUCGUCGUCGCAUAGGUCAUGCCUGGGUCAGUUCCUCCAGUGGAUCGUCCUCCGCUUCGUCGGCCAUGUCCUCUCGACCCCCCUCGAGCUCCUGCUCUUCCAACAGCAGCCUGGACAUGCAGUCGUCGUAUGCAUUCACGCCACACACCACAGUGGACUAACCGCUGCCAGUCGUAAAUUACUCAACUAA
Molecule: messenger RNA, 1614 nt
Organism: Drosophila obscura
Lineage: Eukaryota; Metazoa; Arthropoda; Insecta; Diptera; Drosophilidae
Product: nischarin
Exons: 2
Coding region: 353-1585 (410 amino acids)
Molecular function (GO): protein binding
Source: RefSeq, a predicted model, not a curated record